Messenger RNA from Klebsormidium nitens, 1427 nucleotides. NCBI's taxonomy places the organism in Eukaryota, Viridiplantae, Streptophyta, Klebsormidiophyceae, Klebsormidiales, Klebsormidiaceae. The record is from the annotation of a GenBank genome assembly.
CGUUUGCAGUAAGAAACAACCGGCGGUCUGAAAGUGACCGGUGAUGGUUUCUUUCGGUGAUGCUUCGCGAUGGGAAGUUCAACCAGGGCGCGAUACUCCAGGUGUUGCUCAGCUUUCUCACCAAGCCAGAAUUGUCUGACAACAUCAUGUGAGUCACGGAAUGCUCGCAGGUCAGCAACGCAAGCUCAAACGUCAAAAUUUUGGAUGGAGUAGGUAGUGGAGAAGCAGAUAGAACAGCUAGCUGCUUUCUGGACAAUUCCUUCAGAAUGAAGAAGGUGGCGGUUGUGGUUGGGGCUGGUGACGCAACAGGUGGCGCGAUUGCCGAGCGCUUUGCGGCUGAGGGGUACGCUGUCUGCGCCGUUCGCAGGAAUGGAGACAAGCUGGCUCCGCUUGUAGCCAGAAUUGAGGAGAGUGGGGGCCAGGCGCAUGCGUUUGGCGUGGAUGCCAGGAUCGAAGAAGACAUGGUCGCGCUCUUUGACAAGAUCGAAGUGGAAGUGGGGCCGAUCGAGGUCGCCGUUUUCAACGUGGGGGCAAAUGUCUCCUUCAGCAUCCUCGAAACAACCGGCCGAGUCUACCGCAAGGUGUGGGAAAUGGCCUGCUUCGCUGGAUUUCUGACCGGCCGAGAAGCCGCCCGGCGUAUGGUAAAACGGGAGGCCGGAACAAUCAUCUUCACCAGUGCGACCGCGAGCAUACGAGGGGCUCCGGGGUUUGCGGCUUUUUCAGGAGCCAAGCACGGUCUCCGAGCGCUCGCGCAGAGCAUGGCCCGCGAGCUGGGGCCACGUGGCAUCCACGUGGCCCACGUGGUCAUCGACGGGGCGAUCGACACCGCCUGGAUCCGAGAGAACUUCCCAGAGACAGCGGCGCUCAAAGCCGAAGACGGCGUUCUCAAUCCAAUAGAUAUUGCGGAGGCGUAUUGGCGGAUACACUGCCAGCCACGGAGCGCGUGGAGCCACGAACUAGACCUGCGACCCUGGAAGGAAAAAUGGUGAAGAGUGCGUAUAAGGGACGAUCCUGAUGGGGUGGCACAUAACGUCGUUUCGGGUUAAGUGGGAGUUCAGAGAUAAAGUAGACCGUUACGAUUGCUCAAAAGUCUCUUUGUAAAAUAUGGAGUAGGUUUCUGAUGGUGAUGGACGCGAGUACGGUAAAGCCGAAUGUAAGUGGGGUGUAGGCUUCGGUACCCAAAAAAGAUAAGCCGCUUGACCAUGUGCGAAACUGUGAGCCCCUCAUUUGGCUACAUAGAUGGCCACAACUUUUUUGAUCGGGCAGCCUGGCAGGCGAUUGCGAUUUUGUAGAUUUUUACUCUUUUGAUCGGACUCUUGAUCCGUACGUGUAGUCUGUAUCCUACUCAUUGGCCCUCUUGCAACUGAUCGGAAUCGAGGGUCGCCAACCAGCCAGAAUCGUCACCGUUAUAUACGGCCUUUGCCACU